This is a messenger RNA of Dermacentor silvarum, 992 nucleotides long. RefSeq lists its product as uncharacterized. The coding region runs from base 95 to 469 and encodes 124 amino acids. The record is from RefSeq and is a predicted model, not a curated record. NCBI's taxonomy places the organism in Eukaryota, Metazoa, Arthropoda, Arachnida, Ixodida, Ixodidae. The transcript is spliced from 3 exons.
GCGAUACCGGCUCGUCCAGACGCUCCUGGACCAGCUGGACGACCAGUUCUGGAAGCGACGCUCGGCCAAGGCGAACCAGUUCAUCCUGUCCAGCAUGGCAGCCCUGCUGUCCGAAAUGAUCGUCGGAGACACGCUGGGCAAGGUGCUCACGCCGGUCGUCGUGCGCGUGGCUUUGGUGACUAAUGCUCCCGCGGCGUUCUACGUGGUUCCGGUCAACUUGGCCGCCUCCAUCAACGUGAUGUUGCCCGUCUCGCUACCGCUGCUCAUCAUGCGCGAAUACCUCAACAUCGAGUGCGUCAAGAUGGUUGCCUAUGGCGUCUUCCUCAAGUGCACUGCCGUGAUCGUCAUAGUCGCUUCCAUGAACACCCUGGGCACGAUCUUAUUCAGCAGCGAGACGCUAGCCAAUAACCAGGGCGAAGCAUUCGGCAUAGUCAACGCCACGCACGUUGGAGCGGGCUCCCUGCAGUGAUUUUUAUUUUACAGCGGCAUCCUCAAAUCCUCACCAAAAUCAGUGACACGUACUUCGUGUUUCACACUGGGUGGGGUAGGGUGCUGCUGAUUGCGGACGCUAUGUCGGGCGGCGCGUGUUUUGUGUUUUUCAUUGUGUAUUUUCGUAUCGUGUGCCAAGGCGAAUGCCACCUGGACAGUCAGUUGGUACCGGUGGUUAGGGAAGUGGCUGGUGGAUACCUUGAACUUAAUCGUGUGUGUUCGAACAAUUAUUGCCCACUUGCAUAUUUUCUGCCGUACCUAAGCUGUUUGUAAUGAAACGUGAUAACGUUGAACUGAGCAUUCUGACGACAUUGUGUCAGUAGUCAAAGCCGAUUCGUGUUUCUAUUGCUUUCUGUUUCAUUUUUAUCACGCUGACUUGUACGAUCUCUGCACAUCGCUCUUGCUCCGUAACGUAAGUGAAGAAGUUCGCGCUCGUCAAAUUUGAAUCCAUCGUGCACUAUGUACAAAGCCUUUCGCAGAACGAACCAUCGUAUGUUUUGAAG